GAACACUUAUUUGGAAGGAGAUAUGAAUACACAGACCCUGUCCUCCAAGCGACUGUUGACAAAUACCAUGAGUCCAUCCAUCUGAUUGGAUCAGCUUCCAUCCUGAUUUACAAUAUGGUUCCUUGGCUGGGCCCUUAUCUUAAAGACUGGAGGGAUUUGAUGAAGAAUACAGAGGACACCAUAAGGGAAAACAAAAACAACAUAAAGGCUCUGAAGCAGACUUGGAACCCUGAGAUGUGCAGAUGCUUUGUUGAUGCAUUCCUGACCCAUAAGCAAACUCUUGAGGAGUCUGAAAUCAAGAAUUUACACUUCCAUGAUGACAACCUCCUCUAUAGUGUGAUAAAUCUGAGUGCAGCUGGAACUGACACAACAGCAACUACACUUCAGUGGUGUUUACUUUUCAUGUCCAAGUACCCUCAUAUUCAAGACCAGGUCCAGGAGGAACUGAGCAGAGUGGUUGGAAGCCGUCAGGUCCGAGUAGAGGACAGGAAGAACCUGCCUUACACUGAUGCUGUCAUCCACGAGUCGCAGAGACUUGCCAACAUCGUCCCCAUGGCCCUUCCUCACAAAACCAGCCGAGACGUCAUGUUCCAGGGCUACUUCAUCAAAGAGGGGACUACAGUGUUUCCUCUUCUUACUUCUGUCCUGUAUGAUGAGAGUGAAUGGCAGAGCCCACACACUUUCAACCCUUCACAUUUCCUGGAUAAAGAUGGUAAAUUUAUCAGGAGAGAUGCCUUCAUGCCCUUUUCUGCAGGUAAAACAGCUUUAUUUGUCUUUUGUUCUUAAUGGACCACACAUGUUAAGUUGCACACCAUGAUCAACUUGGCUGCAACUUACUUCUCUUUAUUUAACCAGGUAAAAAACCCAUUGAGAUCACGAUCUCUUUUACAAGGGUGACCUGGCCAAGAG
Molecule: messenger RNA, 909 nt
Organism: Monopterus albus (swamp eel)
Lineage: Eukaryota; Metazoa; Chordata; Actinopteri; Synbranchiformes; Synbranchidae
Product: cytochrome P450 2K1-like
Exons: 5
Biological process (GO): xenobiotic metabolic process
Cellular component (GO): cytoplasm; intracellular membrane-bounded organelle
Molecular function (GO): iron ion binding; heme binding; oxidoreductase activity, acting on paired donors, with incorporation or reduction of molecular oxygen, reduced flavin or flavoprotein as one donor, and incorporation of one atom of oxygen
Source: RefSeq, a predicted model, not a curated record